AUGAGUUUUGUAUGGUACAGCGGCAUCGUGUUUGUCGCCGUACUGACGGCGGCCCUCGUCCGUCGGGCGUCUUGUCGUGCACCCCCCUCACCUCUAGUUACGGGAAAGAAGAACACGGUACUAUUCCUCACCGAUUGCGCCCACGGCCUGUCUAAAGUCCACGUCGCGACGACACUCGCUUUGCUUCAGAAAUAUCCCUCGGUCGACAUUCACUAUGCAUCCUUUCCGAUGCUCAAAGGCGAACUCCAGCGCGUCUCCGACGCGGCGAAUUCUAAAAGUGCAGAGGCGAGACCGAUACAGUGGCACGAACUACGUGGGCCUAGCUUUAUCCAGGCAGCUAUGCGAACCUGGGGCGAUGCCACUGGGUUGAUCGCGCCGCCGGGCAUCGCGGGGAGCGAGAAGCUUCUGCGGGACUUCGAGCUUGUCGCUUCACCGUGGACUGCGGACGAGCUCUGGGAUCUAUAUUGCCAGAUGCAAGAGCUGAUCGAGCAGAUUGAUCCGGCGGUCGUUGUCCUGGAUAGCAUGCUGCGUCCUGCCAUGGACGUCUCGCGCAGCUUGAACAGGACAAGAGUGGUCCUGUCGCCCAAUGCGCUGACCGACGUGCUGGCCGGGAUGCAGCCUUGGGGAGCGCCGUUCUGGAAGUACCCGGCCCUGGGCUCCGGGUUCCCCUUUCCGCUUCCGUGGCGGCUGGUCCUAGCGAAUAUGUAUCUCCAGCUUCGUCUCAUAUACGGCGUCGUCUUUUCGCCUGCCCUCGCUGCAAAGCGCAGGUUCCUAUCCGACAAGGGAGUUCGCGAUCCCAUGCCACUCGUGGACGUGAAAUUCCCCGAAGCCCCAUGGAUAUCCAUGGCUUUCCCCGAGGCCGGGCUUCCCUUGGACUUUAUCCCAUCGCACGUCAUGCCUGUCGGUCCUAUCGUCCUCGACGUUGCAACGGCCGACAAGCAAGACGAGGAACUCGCCUCGUGGUUGAAGAGGGCGCCGACGGUGCUGGUCAACCUUGGGAGCGCGGUCGAGUACGACGAGCGCAUGGCGCGAGAGAUGGCAGGUGCGCUGGCGACUGUGCUGGAAUCUACCAACACCCAAGUGCUCUGGAAGCUUCAAAAGGCGUGCGAGUUCUCUGAUGGUGCCCUCGAGCCGGUAGAGGAGCAUAUAAAGAGUGGACGGCUGCGAAUCGAGAGCUGGCUGGACGUGGACCCCGUUUCGUUGUUGCAAACCGGCGACAUCAUUCUCUCCGUCCAUCACGGCGGCGCAAACUGCUACCACGAAGCCAUCCUCAGCACCGGCGUACCCCAGGUUAUCCUGCCCUUGUGGGUAGACUUGUACAACUUUGCGCAAAUCGCGGAAUAUCUCGGUGUUGGCAUCUGGCCGGGGAAAGACACGGCUCCGAUGUGGUACGCGGAAGUGCUGAGCGACGGGUUCGUGCGGGCUUUGACUGGGGAGAGCAGCGUGGCCAUGAAGAAGAGGGCCAGAGAGCUGGAAGCGGUUGCGCGACGAUACGGAGAGGUUGCUGGUCAUACAUGA
Molecule: messenger RNA, 1518 nt
Organism: Purpureocillium lilacinum
Lineage: Eukaryota; Fungi; Ascomycota; Sordariomycetes; Hypocreales; Ophiocordycipitaceae
Source: RefSeq, a predicted model, not a curated record